Molecule: messenger RNA, 1056 nt
Organism: Hippopotamus amphibius kiboko
Lineage: Eukaryota; Metazoa; Chordata; Mammalia; Artiodactyla; Hippopotamidae
Gene: SWSAP1
Product: SWIM-type zinc finger 7 associated protein 1
Exons: 2
Coding region: 103-855 (250 amino acids)
Biological process (GO): double-strand break repair via homologous recombination
Cellular component (GO): Shu complex
Molecular function (GO): single-stranded DNA binding
Source: RefSeq, a predicted model, not a curated record
UGGACCAAUGCAGAAGCUAAGUGCCCAGUAACCAAUGAAACCCCGCCCUGGGCGGGAUUAAGGAUAAGAACGGGCCGCCGAUUGGACAGAGGUACGCUGCGAAUGGCGGGGACGCUGAGACGGGUGCUAAACUCGGGCAGCGCGGCUGGGCCCGGGGAGGAGAACACAGCUGAGGCCGAAUCGCCUUUGCUGCUGCUCGGUGGUCCAGGCUCUGGAAAGACAGCACUGCUAUUCGCGGCGGCCCUGGAGGCGGCAGGGGAAGGCCGAGGCCCCGUCCUCUUCCUGACGCGGAGGCCUCUGCAAAGCCUACCCCGCCGGACUGGAGUAGCGCUCGAACCCCUACGGCUGCAGAAGAUCCGCUUCCAGUACCCACCCUCAACCCGUGAGCUCCUCCGGCUCCUGUGUUCUGCCCAUGAGGUCCAGGGGCCAGCCCCCUCCCUCCUGCUGCUCGAUGGCUUGGAAGAGUACCUAGCGGAAGACCCGGGGCCCCAGGAAGCCGCCUAUCUGGCUGCCCUGCUUCUGGACACAGCUGCCCACUUCAGCCACCGGAUUGGGUCUGGCCGGGGCUGUGGGCUCAUUGUGGCCCUCCAGACCGAGGACGAGGGAGACACUGGAAAUGCCCCGCAUCUGGAACUGCUGCAGAGGUAUUUCCCUGCCCAGUGCUGGCUGCAGCCCGAUGCACCAGGCCCAGGACAGCGGUGCCUCCGAGCCUGCCUGGAGCCAGGUGGCCUGGGCCUCAGGGCAGAGUGGUGGGUGACUUUCCGACCAGAUGGAGAGAUGACAGUCACCCCGUGGCCCACCCAGGCUGAUGACACCAACUCGCACAAGGGUUCAAGCUCUGGAGGCCAACCUUGAGCUUUGGUGUGUGACAACCUCUGGAUGCCUCAGUUUCCAUGGCUGGAAUACCUACCUCAGGGACAGAUGCAGAUUCAGAGACCUAAAGAUUAUAAAGUGCUUUUUCUCUCAUACACAUAGCAUUAUCUUGUACAUAUUGUUUAAUUUUGCUGUUUUCAACUUGAUAAAAAGAGUUUCUUGAUAAAUGUAUUCUGAGACUUC